Messenger RNA from Hyla sarda, 3204 nucleotides. Its product is annotated as oocyte zinc finger protein XlCOF6.1-like. The coding region runs from base 36 to 1541 and encodes 501 amino acids. Gene Ontology annotation, molecular function: RNA polymerase II cis-regulatory region sequence-specific DNA binding; DNA-binding transcription factor activity. Lineage: Eukaryota; Metazoa; Chordata; Amphibia; Anura; Hylidae. The transcript is spliced from 6 exons. The record is from RefSeq and is a predicted model, not a curated record. Gene Ontology annotation, biological process: negative regulation of transcription by RNA polymerase II; regulation of immune system process; regulation of cytokine production.
CUAUAAGGUGUCAGGACGUGGCGGUCUAUUUCUCCAUGGAGGAGUGGGAGUAUGUAGAAGGACACAAGGAUCAGUACAAGGAUCAGGUCAUAAUGGAGGAUCAGCAGCCCCUCACAUCACCAGAUGGAGUCAUGGAUAGAAAUCCACCCGAGAGGUGUCCCCGUUCUCUGGAUUCCCAGGACUGUCCAGAGGGAAAUGUCCCAGAGAACCAUCAGGGAGGAGAUCUGACUAAUAAUAAAGUGGAGGAUAAAGAAGAGAGGAUGAUGGGCGAUCACCCCUGUAUGAGGGAAGUGAAGGAGGAAAUUCCAGGAAGUGUUACCCCAGAUGGAGUCAUGGAUAGAAAUCCACCCGAGAGGUGUCCCCGUCCUCUGUAUUCCCAGGACUGUCCAGAGGGAAAUGUCCCAGAGAACCAUCAGGGAGGAGAUCUGACUAAUAAUAAAGUGGAGGAUGAAGAAGAGAGGAUGAUGGACCAUCACCCCUGUAUGAGGGAAGUGAAGGAGGAAAUUCCAGGAAGUGUUACCCCAGAUGACUGGAGAUCACAAUAUCUAAUGUCUUCAGAUUUUAAAACUGAUGAUGAUGAUAUCACACAAGAUACAUAUGAAGAACAUUCCAUUUUCCCAGAUACACCCUCAGCCCUUCACAGCCAAGAUCUGUCACCUGAUCUGUUUAAGCAGGUUCUUUCUUCUGAUUCAUCACAGACUAUGGGGCAAAAUCUAAGUCCCGAUACUGGUGUUAUACAUCGAACAGCUCUGAUAGAAGAAAAACCAUCUUUAUGCACAGAAUAUGAUGAAUCUUUUACCGUAAAAUCAAAUCUUGUACAACAUCAAAUAGAUCACUCAAAUCGUCGUAUACGUCAAAGAACGCGCAAAGGAGAGAAGCCGUUUUCAUGUUCAGAAUGUGGGAAAUGUUUCUGUCAGCGAUCAGAUCUUGUUUGUCAUCAGAGAACUCACACAGGGGAAAAGCCAUUUAUAUGUUCAGAAUGUGGCAAAUGUUUUGCGCGGAAAUUUUGCCUUGUGACACAUCAAAGAAUUCACACAGGGGAGAAGCCAUAUCCAUGUGCAGAAUGUGGUAAAUCUUUUUGUAAGCGAUCAGAUCUUGUUUGUCAUCAGAGAACUCACACAGGCGAGAAGCCAUAUAAGUGUAAAGAAUGUGGGAAAUGUUUUUGUCAGAAAUUACAUCUUGUUCGACAUCAGAUGAUUCACACAGGAGAGAAGCCAUUUUCUUGUUUAGAAUGUGGAAAAAGUUUUACUGCUAAAUCAUCGCUUGUUAUACAUGAAAGAAGUCACACGGGGGAAAAGCCAUUUUCUUGCCCAGAAUGCGGAAAAAGUUUUACUAGAAAAUCGCAUCUUGUUGAGCAUCAAAUGGCUCACACAGGAAAGAAGCCUUUUUCAUGUUCAGAAUGUGGCAAAUGUUUUUCUCGGAAAUCACAUAUUCUUAAACAUCAGAGAACUCACCUGAAAGAGCAAGCAUUUCAUACCCAGAAUGUAGGAAAAGUUUUUUUCAGCAAACAAUUCUUCUUAAACAUCAGAAAAGUCACAUAGUGGAGAAGUCAUAUUAAUAUUCAGAAUGUGAAAAAUGCUAAACUUACAAAAUUAUAUUUCCUAAACAUGAAGUAGCCCACUUGAGCGGGAGAAAAUUUCCAUGUUCAGAAUGUGGUGAAUGUUUUAUUGCAAAAUCAAAUCUUGUUAUACGUCAGAGUUUACCCCUAUAGGAAAUGUUUUUUUUUUCAGCAACCAAGUCUUGUUUUUACAUCAGAGAACCCACGUACGGGAGAAGCCAUCUUCAUGUUCAGAAUGUAGGAAAUGUUUUACCACAAAAUCACAUCCUCUUUAACAUCGGGGACCUUUUUCAGAAUCAUUUUACUGUAAUAUUGUACAAAAAAGAAAUACAUCUUAUAAGAGAAAGGGAAUGCAGUUCAAAAGCAAAUAGAAUCCAGUUAAUGCAUCUACAGAUCAACCAUACAGAUAGAAUAUUUUAUGUUUAUAGGGGGAUUCAAAAAGGAUGGUGCAAAAGUAAAGUCCUGAAGUUAAAAGUACCAUCAGUGAUAAAUGGUCAGUGACCGAAAAUCAAAACAAAACCAGGCUGACUAAUAUGGAUCGAUACAGGUGCCACAAACCACAGUAUGGUGUAUCUUACGAAAAAACAUCUGUGGACCAUACAGAUUACAUCUUCAGGAGCUGAAGCCUUUAGCUGUCCGGACAUGCUGGGAGUUGUAGUUUUGCAACAGCUGGAGGCACCCUGGUUGAGGAACAAUAGACUUGAAGAACCAAUUGGAAAAGUAUGAAUCCACUUCCCGGCUGGUGUAUAGUAAAGAGGUGACCUUUCACCUUUAUUGGGAAUUUAGAAGACCAUGUAUACUUAUUGAGCACAUGAGGGACUCAUCCAAAGUAACCAUGUUCUGCGCAACAAGCAGGCGCCAAGACUUUUAUGGCUGAGGAUCCUGUCGCUGGCCGCACCUACCUGGACAUGUUAUAGGAACGGCCAUAGAUGAAGAUCUGAGAAGCGUUGUCUCUCGGCAGGAGGGUCACCUCCACAUUUCCAUUUGAACGUUCGCCAACACCUAAAUAAAACUCUACCAAAGCGUCGGAUCGGUGGUGCCGGCAACAAUUAUUCACCAAUGUUGCGCAGGCCUCCACGAUCACCAGAUCUAGCACUCUGUGUUCUUUCUGUGGGGCUACAGACCCAGGUUCUGACCGGCUUGCGACAACACAUGACUAACACUGUGGCGUCCAUAUCCGAGAAGACGCUGGCCAUUGUUGGAUGCCAUUCUUUUUUUUGUACAAAGAAUUAUAUUUACUCGCUGGAUUGUUAGUAUUGUCUCCUAUCAUUGAAUUAAAGGGGUACUCCACCCCUAGACAUCUUAUCCCCUAUCCAAAGGAUAGGAGAUAAGAUGUCUGAUCGCAGAGGUCCCGCCGCUGUGGACCCCUGCAAUCUUGGCUGCGGUACUCCAGACAUCCAGUGGACGGAGUAACCUUCUCUCCGUGCUGGAUGAUUGGCGAUGUGGGGCGGAGGCUCGUGAUGUCACGGCCACAUCCCCUCAAUGCAAGUCUAUGGGAGGGGGCGUGGUGGACAUUGGGCCCCCUACCAUAGACUUGCAUUGAGGGGGUGUGGCCGUGACAUCACGAGUGGGACGCGGCCGGGGUGUCCCGAACCUCUGGUGCUGCUCUAAACGAACUCCAGGUGCAGCAGGGAGAUCGCGGGGGU